This is a messenger RNA of Strongylus vulgaris, 708 nucleotides long. Lineage: Eukaryota; Metazoa; Nematoda; Chromadorea; Rhabditida; Strongylidae. The record is from the annotation of a GenBank genome assembly.
AUGUCUGAUACAACUCCAAAAGAACAAGCACCUUCAUCUGAUGAUAACAUUGUACAAGCACCUUCACCUGAUGAUAACAUUCUGAUUCGUCAUCAACACAUAGCUGAGAGCAUAGAAAUGAUCCGAGCGAAGAAGGACCAACUGCUGCGCACUUUGCGAGGCCUGUCAACCAGUGAAAAUCCCGAUAAAGCUCUCAUGGCCAAACUCAUUGAAGCCUUCGACAUGAUGACCGCUCAAGAAAACCAGUUUUUAGGAGUUCUCAAGAGCAUUGUGGACAUUCACAAUCAAGCAACUCUUGAUGUGGCUGAGGAACUUGAAGGAAAGAAGGCAGAGGAGACAUCUGAAAAGAAGGACGCUGAAAAGAUGAAAGAGGAGAAGAAUGAGAAUAUUCCAGAAAAGAAUACGCCAGAAGAUGAUGAAAACGAUGAGGAAGCAAUCAAAGAGACACUAAAAGAGCUAGAGCAGGUUUCUAUAAAAGCACUAGCAGCUGCACAGUUGAAUGAAAAACUCGUGGAAACACUUCAGCGGCACAAGAAAAGCGAUAAGGCUUUGAGCCUCGAUCCCUUGAAGCAUUUGGAUUUGCCGCUAAUUACAUAUUCCGCUGGUAAGCUAUAUGAGCUUCAUCUGUUGCGAAGCCAUCUGCGUCCAACAGCAGAUUGUUUCAAUGCUCAUGCUGCCUUUAUUGCAAUCAUAAUUGAUCUUGGCUAA